AAUCCAUUCGUCAAUUAAUCUAUGUUCAUGUCCAUAUACAUUUUACUUUUUAACCACAAUUCUAUCAUGUUUAUUAUUAUGAUAUAAUAAACAAUGUUGAAUUUCUCUUUAAUCAUACUGAUUUAUUCAGUUCAAUCACGUGUAUCAAAUAAAUUAAAUUCUUCUUUAAUUUUCUACAACAAUUAAAACCUUCUGAAGUAGUUUAAGAUUCAAAACUAGUGUUAACAUAACAGAUCAUCAUCGGCAUUUUAACCUCCUACAUCAACAUUUCCUCGAAGAAUGAUACAUGCUAUUAAAAAGUUACAACUAUUAAUAAAAAAUAAUAUCAAAGGCUUAAAAUAAAUAGACAGAAAUUAAAAAAAAUAUAUUGUGAAUAAUUUAUGAAAAGACUCGUGAAUAAAAUAGUUAAACGUUAAUGUUUGCGGGAAAGCUACGACUGCCUAUUUGUAUGUAUUUUCAUUAAUUAAUUUUUACUGGUAUACAUGUAUGUCCUAAGGCGUGACCGAUGCUUCAAGUUCCAUUAUAUACAUCACAUCGUCAACUAAGUACGUUUUACACCAGAUUCGAAAAAGAAAAAAAUAACAAAACAAACUUUUAACCUACUGUAAUUCAUAACUAUCAAAAUAAGAUAAAUUGCUUUGAGGUGGCAAAAAUUUCAAUUUUUUUAAAAAUCAUCUCGUUAAAUAUAUAAGGUCAAUACUCUUUCAUAAUGUUGGCGGCGAUAACUUCUCUGAAAUUGACGAAGAAUUUUAGUCAAAUCAAAAAUUAUUGAUAAGUCAUAAAAUAUCAAGCUUUCAAAACCUGUCCGAAAAACAUGUACCUUGGGACAAUAAACUUGGGUAUAUUUUAAGACCAAGUUUCUCAAUUUAUCAUUUUCUUGUUAACAGAGGUACAUAAGACAAUGAGCUUUUAUUUAUACAAGGUAGCGACCGCUCUAAUUAAAUGUCAAUUAAAUCAGGGGAAGUCGUUUCACAACGCAUGCAUUCAUUUCGAAUCUCUCUCCAUCUCCAUAUUUUUUUUAAUUCUCUUCAAUGCAAUGUACAUGUAUUUCCAAGAUAGUUCUACCAAGACGAUUUCUUAAUUUUAUUUUUUAAACUCAGUCUCUUUAAGUUUUGAAAUAAAACUGAAAACAACAUAAUUUUUAUUAUUUCAAAAUUCAAAGUACAUGUACUCAAGUAAACUAGGUUUUGCAUAUAACACGACUUAUAAAAGACCUUAUAUCUAAGACGAAUUAGUUAUCUCUUUUUAUAUAAAUCAAUCAUUACAGGUUAUUUUCACGCGAUAACACCAAUAUUUAUUGUGGUUAUUAAAGCAUUAAAAUGUAUCUACACAUGUAUAUUUCAAGGAUUUCAUACACUUUCUAUUUCGUAAAGCAACGCCUUGACACAUCGACGUAGGUUGUCUAUUCCAUUACAAAAUCCAAAAACAAAAAUGCAUAUGCAUGAUGAAUUAUAAAAAGAGGACUGCGUAUAUACACACGAGAUUGAUAGUCCUACAGAAGUGAGAAUUCUCCGGUUUGUGUUUUUUACAUAAUUGAAAUCAAACGUAAUUAUGUAUAUUACGUGUUUAAUAUGCAAAAUUCGGCCUUAUUUAACUAACAAUAAUAUUGUCCACGUGAAAAACAACGUGCACUCUGACUCUUGUACGGCCAGUUCCUCCCAGGGUGAAGCCGAGAGAAUCCCCAACUUCAAAGAGCGUACCUUGAAAUCACCCUAAAGACUUGUGAAUUUUAAUAAGUCGGAGAGUAAUAUAUUAUCAUGAUGUAUUAGGGGUCUGAUCCAUGGAGAGCUUAUAUAUUGCCCGAGAGGGGCCGGCCGGGGAACCAUUCUACUCCUGAUUCAGCUGGCUGGUGGACAUAUUGGAUUUCUAGGAAGCUUGAAACGAGUAACUAUCCCGAUGGAGCCUCUCCGGGCCGCAAUCUUUAUUUUUCUUUUCGCUGCGUUUAUUGCUGAGCAAUCAUCUAGUUUGAGCGUCCAUCAUAUAACUAAACGGGAUACUAGUGAGAGCGACGGAUCGAGUACGACUGGAGACGAUCAAGGUGAUGACGGACAAUCACGUGACGAUAUGGAUGCAAGUAAUGGCGGGAGUCAAACAUCUCAGUCAGACGACAGCGGCGGGUCAGUAAACAUCGACAUGGCAGAUAUGAGAGGCAGCGACGGUGACUCUGGGGACGGCAAUAGGGACGAUUCUUCAGAGGGCAAAAACUGUAACAAAUGUAAGAAUAAGCAAGGAACCACAGGUGACGAUUCUUACGAAGGGGCUACGGUAUUAAUGGGAGCUGACACCGGAAGCAGUGAUUCUGGAGUAGGAAUAGGAAGCGACGAUUUUAGCGACAGAACUGUUGGUGUUAUAGGAAUUGAAACAGGAUCAAGUAAUUCAGGUAGCAGUGAUUCUGGAGCAGGAGUAGGAAGCGAUGAUUCCAACGAGGGAGCCAUAGAUGUUAUGCAAUUCGGAACAGGAGGCGAUGACUCUUCCGACGGAGUCAUAGAUGAUAUGAGACUUGGAACACGUACGAUUGAUUUGGGAUCAGCAACAGGAAGCGAUGACUCAAACUCAGGAACAGGUAGCGAUGACUCUAGCGAAGGAGAAAUAGAUGGAUCAAGGGACAGAAUACUUGACUUCAACAAUAUUGAAACAGGAAGCGAUGACUCAAACUCCGGAACAGGCAGCGAUGACUCUAGCGAAGGAGAAAUAGAUGGAUCGAGGGACAGAAUACUUGACUUCAACAAUAUGGAAACAGGAAGCGAUGACUCAAACUCAAGAACAGGCAGCGAUGACUCUAGCGAAGGGGAAAUGGAUGGAUCUGGUGGAAAGAGAAAAUGCAGUCGUUGUGCCAAGAAAACAAACAUGGCUGAUUCAGGAGCAGAAGGCGAUGACUCAGAGGAAGGUACAACAAGGGACGAAAUACUUAACUUCAAUAACAUGGAAACAGGAAGUGACUCUGGAGAAGGGACAGGCAGUAGCGACUCUGGAGAAGGAACAGACAGGCAGGGUGAUUUGACUUACGGAGCACAAGUAGGCACAGUUGGUUCUGGAGCUUCUAAUAGUGACUCAAGUGAAGGGGACGCUGGAUACAACAAUGGAGACAUAACUGAUUCAGAUAGCAAAGAAAACCUUGGUGACGAUUCACAAGAGAUGGGAUCACAAACAGGAGGAAGCGACUCAAGUGGACAAGACUCAAACGAAAUACAAGCCGCUACAAUUUUGGACAAUGAAUAUCCCCGGAAUUCUGAGCGUCUGACUUCAGAUUUGCUUCUGUCAGAAAGCACAGGUGGGGAAAUCAAUCGAUUCAAUAUUGACAAUACAAAUGGUCCAGCAGAAGGACCCUCCAAAUGGCCUAAUGUUCCUGUCGGUGACAUUUUCAUGGAAAGUAAUAAUAACCUACCACUACCAGGUGAUUCAAUCUGGCGAGAUCCAGGAGUUCCAACUCCUACAGGAGGAUAUCCUGGGAAUCGGGAUUCUGCGUUUCCUGGGGAUCAAGUUCAAUUCAUUCCUGAAGUCCCUACCACUCCUGAACCUACUUUUGUUAAAUCAAAUGUACCCCCAGGUAUGGAGAGCAUAAGGGUUGAAGCAGCUCCACUAAUAGAUCCAACAGAAGCCAGCUACAUUCAACCACCUGCAAUCCCAAGUCCUACACCAACUCCAUACUAUGAAGGCAACCAAUAUGAGCAAAAUUAUAAUCAAGGACCAGAUACAAUGACUCUAACUCAAGGUUACGAAAAAAACAAUGGUCCCUCUGCAACAGAUAUGAACUAUCCAACCGAAUCCUACACAAAUGAGAUGAACCAAAAUAUCCCUCCUCAGCCAGACAUUGUGCCUCCAAUUCAGGAUUAUGGAACAAAUGAGUUCACACCGAACGUUCCUUCAGUGCCAGGAACAAUGGAUCCAACUCCAGGUUACGGACCAAAUGAAUUUGAACAGAAUGCUCCUACUGGGGUAGUUUCAACUGUAAUGGGUGAACAAGAGGGUGUGGGUACCAUUAUGGACCAAACUUCUCUAAAUUUGGGACCUGUUGUAGAUUCAGGUAACUUUGUAAACCCCCCUCCAUCUUCUGGGGGCUUUGUGGAUUUGUCAAUCAGAGGCAAGGGACAUCUUAUGGAUGGCAGUCCAGCUGGAGUGGAUGGAGUUGCAGUGGGUAAUUACAUAAAGGGACCAAAUGACGUGAAAGUGUGGUCCGAUUCUACGCAGCCUGCAACAACGGGAGUCAUCGAACUUUUCCACAAAUCUGGCAAAAUGCACGGGUUGAAGAAAAUAUGUGUUCACAUUCGACAAGGUCCUGCUGAUGCAGCAACAACCGCUGUACAGACAGGACAACAAAAUGGAGGUCUGAAGACAAUCCUUAAAUCGAUUCUUCAAGAUGGAGUGGUCACUUCAGAGAGGGUUGUUGGCCAGCAAGGCGACGCAACUGGUAAAAUGAAUAUCAACAUUCCAGAUGGCUCCAUAGAUAUUGGUAGAAACAUCGAAAAUCAAAUUGGAGCAGGAAUGAUUGAUAACCAAAUGGAUGCUCAAAAUAUGGACCUGAGAAUAAAUAGAAUGCCCCAGCCAUUUAUAAAUGAACCAAGAGAAAUUCGUUUUACAAAUAAUGCAUUGAACCGUAGACCAUCGAAAAUUUUCUUAGCUAUCAGCAGUAAACUGAAAGAAGCAGAUCAUGCUAGGCCAUUAGACUACGAUCCAGCAGCAGAGAGAGGUCAAGUUCAAACACAUUCACAGAAUGGCAAAGGGGUCAUCAGAGUUUACACCAAACAGUCUGACGGUACAAAAACAAUGAAGAGAGUCUUUGUAAAUAUUCGCCAGCCUGAGCCAUAUGUUCGCGCAAGCGCCGUAACAAGAACCGUGAAGAUCCCAGUGACCAGAAUGUAUAACACAGGGAGCGAUGGAGCCGUCACAAUUGGAUUUGGAGGUGGAAGUUCCCCCGGUGUCACAGGAGCAAGGACUGGUUUGACAGGAUCUGUGUCUGGAACAAUGAUGAGGGUAGACGGCGGACAUGUUCAUUCAGAUAUUGGACAUGCACAUGACGGACAUGGACACACUCAUAUGGGACACGCGCAUGAUGGACACAGUCAUGAUGGUCACGGCCACUCACAUGGGCACGCAGUCCACACAAUGCGUGUAGACGGUGAUCCAUCAGUGCGCUCCGUAUCCGGACAGAUGUUUAAGGUUGACGGGAGAAGUAUUUUCCCAGAACUUGGUGCCGAUCACACCGUUCGCUCAGGAAGUCAGCAGAUGAAUGAAGUGACACAUCCCAACGGCAAUUUCCACGUGCACAAGAUCGGCGAUCGAAAUAUCGUCCAUGACCAUCGCCAUGGAAACGUGGACCAAGACACAUACAGAAGAGUCAUGGAACUUCUUGGGCGGCGACUGCCGGCAAUAGAUUCGAAUUUCGAUCCAUACGUUACCUCCACUUCUAACAUGCAUCGUCCUUCAACUAAAGUACCAAAUGAUGGAUACAUGCCAAGCAAGGAUGCACCAAAUAAAAUAGUAAUUUUCUUUGUGAAAAACAUGAAAGACCUCAAAGAAAAUUUAGAAAAAAGAUUAUUCAAGUUUAGAAAUAUCAGGAAUGGAGCAAUAGCAGACGACAUGGGAGGACAACUUUUGAGCGACAACUCCAGAGAAGUAAGCGGCGGGAGCAGCGAGUCAAAAGAAAACGACAGCAAUGAAAUGACUAACAACAUUCAGUCAUCGUCGACAAAUCUUCCAGAACGAUACAAUCCUGGUUCUAGCAGUACAGAGAGUGGUGGAAUGGGAGAAAAUGGCGGACAAGACAAAUCGGAUUCCAAAGAAAAUGGCGGACAAGACAAAUCGGAUUCCAAAGAAACAACUUUUAAUGGACCUGAGUUAAAAUCAGAUUCUGAUGAAGGAGGAGAAGAUUCAAAGGAACAAACAAGUGUUCUACAAAAUGGACUGAACCUUGCAGACAUCCCCACUGAACAAGAUAACAAUAGUGGUGAUGAUUCUAAUGACGAUAAUGAAGGACAUGUAAAUCAGAUGAAAGAUUUAAAUUUUGGCAGCACAGUAAAACAAAUUGAGCAGAAUGAUGACGACUUGGAAAGAUAUACAAACGAUGACACCCAAAUGUCUGACGAUGUCAAAGAACUCAAGACAAACACAGAUGAUGGUUCUGUUGAUGAACAGGACUAGUGUGUUUCAUCCAUGAUUUCAACUGCAGCUACAGCUAGAGACAGAGUGAACUUUUUAGACAAUUCCAUUUCAUCCUUCCUACCUCAUGUUAUUUAUACAUUCUUAUAUCAGGGUAUUGUAUAUUCUAGUAUUUGUAUGCCACAAUAUUGCCUUCAUUUUUGUCCUUAUUGCCUUCAUUUUUGUCCUUGUAAGGAAAAUUGGAACUUAAACUUAACCUAAAAAUCUGAGUAUUAUUAGAAUUUCUAUUUACUCCCUCUACCUCAAAAUAUGAAUUUCAAUGACUGAAUAAUGUAAAAUAUAUCUACAGAGAAAAGGUUAUUUAUAGUUUAUAAAUUUAGGAAAAUAUUUACUACACGUGUGUUGUCUGUGUACAUUUUAAGAUUCUCGUUUUGAUUCAUGAAAACCUCAAUAAUAAACAUAUAAAUAAAUUAAUAUAUUUUCACAAGAAAAUAAUCCUGAAAUGACAAUUUAUUUCAAUAAAUAUUUUUUUUCUUAUGUUAAUAUUGAACUGUGUAAUUUAAAGAAUAUUUGAUAGUAUACUUUGUAUAUAACGGUAAUACAUUUUCAAAAACAGUUUUUGAAAAUACUUGGAUUCCCAAUGUAGAAUCAAUGUUUUUGAUCCAAACGUAAAACAACAGAUGAAGAAACUGGAACCAGCAACCAUACUGUUACAGCAAAACACCAAAUAUACAUGUAUACACCCAACUAAAGUUACACUGUGUAAUUCACAUAAACAAACUCCAUUGACAGAAGUACUUACUGAAAGAAGAACCUAAAUACAGAGAAUACAAAACAGUUGUUAACCGGUACAUUCUAAAUUAAAUAAUGAAAUUCAUUAAAUUAAUUUAUGGUAAAUCCUAAAUAUAGCAAUAAAAGUCAUUGGGUUUUUUUUCCAGGAAUUAAUGCAAGUUUAUUCAUUAAUUUUACCUUAAUAGAACAUUGUCAGAAUUGCAACACUGCAAAAUCUGUCGAUACCACAAAAAAGUCAGAUAUGUAAAGUGGCACAAUAGCGUGAAAUUUUUCAACAAUUUUGAUAUUGUAUGGGACCUAUACACAAAAAAAGAGCAAGGCAAUCUUUUAUUGUUUAUAGACAGACUUAUAACAAUUCCUUAAUCCUAAUUGUGUCAGAAAAAAACACCAAAUGGCAUCAUGGAAAAAAUGACUUGCUCCAAAGACUGAUAACAAAUCAAAUUGUAACAAAUGACUUAUGAAUAUUAUGAAAAAUGAAGAAUAUGGUAACAAAUCAAGUCUGGAGAAUUGUCUGGUUCAAAAUAUGUCUUUCUUUCUUUCUUUCUUUCUUUCUCUUUCUCUCCUUGGUAACUAAGUGACUGUAUUCUUCUUUUUAGUUAUUAAUCUAAUAAUUGUACAAAACACAUUCAUGUCUUUUAUGAUAAUGAAUCUAUAACUUUGAAUAAAAUUGUAAAUUAUGAUUAGUUAAAGAAAAUAUAACUUUUGAAUCUACCUUGCUGAAAUAUUUUCCAAAAUAUCGCACAAAUAAGCAUUCAGACAUGUGCAUCCUACAAAGAUCAUAUCACGUGACAUUUGAUUCACUUUGCAUUGAAAUCUUUUAAAUGAUCCACUUAACGCAAUGCAGUUUCGGCACAAC
This is a messenger RNA of Magallana angulata, 7744 nucleotides long. RefSeq lists its product as uncharacterized. The coding region runs from base 1897 to 6138 and encodes 1413 amino acids. The transcript is spliced from 4 exons. The record is from RefSeq and is a predicted model, not a curated record. Lineage: Eukaryota; Metazoa; Mollusca; Bivalvia; Ostreida; Ostreidae.